Messenger RNA from Purpureocillium lilacinum, 567 nucleotides. The record is from RefSeq and is a predicted model, not a curated record. NCBI's taxonomy places the organism in Eukaryota, Fungi, Ascomycota, Sordariomycetes, Hypocreales, Ophiocordycipitaceae.
AUGGUGGCCACAGGCUCGCUCUGGGCGCGACUGAGGAGCGGGGCCGCCGGGCAGACGGGCAGCCGGCCGAGCACGGCGCGGACGGCGGCGCUGCAGCUGCUCGGCUUCGUGACGUGGAUCCCCGUCAUCGCGUGGUUCAACCUGCACGUCGCGGAGCUGACGCUCGUCGACGGGCCGUCCAUGUACCCGUUCAUGAACGAGGACCGGGACUCGACGCUGCGGAGGGACGUGAUCCUCAACUACAAGUGGGCGCCGCAGGAGGGGCUGGAGCGCGGCAUGAUUGUGACUCCGAUGCAUCCCGAGACGGUGGCGGUCAAGAGGGUCGUGGCCGUCGAGGGCGACGUGGUGCGCACCAAGGCGCCGUACCCGGUCCCGACGGUGAGGAUACCGCAGGGCCACGUGUGGGUCGAGGGCGACGGCCCGCCGGGCUCGAGCCUCGACAGCAACACGUACGGGCCCGUGUCGAAGCGGCUCCUCACGGGGAGGGUCACGCACAUUGUGUACCCGUUCCGCAAGUUUGGGCCCGUGAGGUGGUGGGAGCACGAGAGGCGGCCGCUGGUGGAGUGA